AUGACUUCCACUUAUUCCAAAGCAUGCUGUGAGACUCCUGUGCCGUCGACGGUUAUGGAUUAUCAGGCAAAAGGAGAAUGGAUCGACGUAAAUGAUGAGAAAACUUAUAUUGCCGGUGAUAAAACUGCUACUCGGGCUAUUGUCUUGGUCUACGAUAUCUUUGGCUAUUCACCCCAGACUUUGCGUGGAGCCGAUCUUGUUGCCGAGGCUUUGUCAAAAUCGGCAAGAGGUCCUGUUGCAGUCAUCGUCCCUGACUGGUUCGACGGGACUGUUGCAGAGAAAGCAUGGGUCCCGCCGGUGUCAGAUGAGCAGAAGCAAAAGCUUGGAAACUUCAUUCAAACAAAAGCCUCCCCUGAACUAGUCGUGCCCCGUGUGCUCAAAUUUGCUCAGACACUGCAGCACCGCGCAGUUCUCCCACAAGUCCAGAAGCUGGGUAUAUUUGGGUUCUGCUGGGGCGGUAAACUUGCUUCCAUAGCAUGUCAACAAUCUGCCAGGAAUAUUUUUACGGUUGCUGUGCAGACUUCUCCUGCUCGGGCUGACCCUGAGGAGGCGAAAAGCAUCUUAGUGCCAAUGGCCUUGUUGACGUCCAAGGACGAAGAUCAGGAGGCCUUGACUAAAUUUUAUGAGAAUCUUCCAACCUCGCAUAAGUUACUGGAAAGGUUUGAUACCCAAAUUCAUGGGUGGAUGAGUGGACGUGGCGAUCUUUCAGAUAUUCAAGUCAAAGCCGAAUAUGAACGAGGAUACACAAUGGCCGUGCAAUUCUUUGAUAAAUAUUUGUAA
Messenger RNA from Talaromyces atroroseus, 780 nucleotides. RefSeq lists its product as hypothetical. The record is from RefSeq and is a predicted model, not a curated record. The transcript is spliced from 3 exons. NCBI's taxonomy places the organism in Eukaryota, Fungi, Ascomycota, Eurotiomycetes, Eurotiales, Trichocomaceae. The coding region runs from base 1 to 780 and encodes 259 amino acids. Gene Ontology annotation, molecular function: hydrolase activity.